Molecule: messenger RNA, 1467 nt
Organism: Callorhinchus milii (elephant shark)
Lineage: Eukaryota; Metazoa; Chordata; Chondrichthyes; Chimaeriformes; Callorhinchidae
Gene: fbxl8
Product: F-box and leucine-rich repeat protein 8
Exons: 3
Coding region: 151-1278 (375 amino acids)
Biological process (GO): positive regulation of protein ubiquitination; SCF-dependent proteasomal ubiquitin-dependent protein catabolic process
Cellular component (GO): SCF ubiquitin ligase complex
Molecular function (GO): protein binding
Source: RefSeq, a predicted model, not a curated record
CAGAACUCCGGUCUCUGUAAGAGAGCCGCGAGGAGUUCAAACCGAACUCCGCCAACCCGGGCCCGGGCCCGGCCUCCACCCCCCCCCCCCCUCCACCCCUCACCCCGACUGCUUCAAACCAGUUGCACGGAUAAUGUAUAAGGCGAAUUAAUGAAGAUCCCUGAGGAGAUUCUGGCUUUAAUAUUUUCAUAUCUGUCUCUGAGAGAGAGGCACAUCGCUUCUCAGGUCUGUAGACGAUGGGCAGAGGCUGUCUCUUUUCCUGCUGUAUGGCACUACACAGAGAUCAGUUGUAACUCCGGAAACGAAGAUGACUACAACAUCUGUGCAUCAUGCCAGUUCCAACGAAAAAUAAAAUACCUUAAGAUCCUUUGCAACCAAUCUUCAGAAGUAAAUCGGAAGAAUGUCAUAAAGGUUCUGAACAACAUGGCCAACUCUCAGAUAGAGCUGUUAAGCCUCUCCAUCAUUUGUACUGGAGAAAACCCUUACUUCUAUUCUGGCCAAGACCUUUUGCAAAGCAUUGGGAGUUUAUUGAAAGCACGAACACGACAGAAUACUUGUUUGCAACUCCGCCACGUUGACUUCCGGGGAAUGCCAUUCACCUUGGAUGACUGCAUAGUUCAAACUCUUACCAAUAGAUGCCCACAUCUGGAGAGCCUGUUCAUUAAUAAUCGGACAUUUGUGUGUAAAGUGACUGCAGGAACCAUCAUAGAAGCACUGAAGCUUUGCCCAAAACUGUCUACUUUGGGAUUGUUCCAUGCCAGUCUGACUGAAGCUGUCUUCACUGAAUUAUUAAGGAUUGAACGCUCACCGCUCAAACUCCUCCAGCUGUACUGUGAACGCAUGGACAAAUAUAUUCCAACUAUCUCUUCUGAGAUGUGGAAAGCUGUGGCAAAGAGACAUCCAUCUCUCGCAGUGGACAUUGAGCUAGAUAGUUCAGUUCCUGUUAAGAAAGUUCCCCAUAUCCUGCAGCCAGGAAUACCGAUCGUGAAUAUACAGCUAAACACAUACACAAAUAUGGUCCAACAGGUCAAUUUUAUCUCUCAGAAUUACUGCAGCACUUUGAAAAAGCUGGUCUUGCAGACAACUUCCUCUGAUGAUUUGGACAGGGCUUUGUUGGACCUGGCAUGUUGCUGCCUGUGCUUGGAGGAGAUCCACUGCUACUGCAUGGUAUCUGCAGAGGUUCUGAAUGCUUUCCCCCUCCAUUGUCCUAGGUUGCGCCAAUACACGUUGAAAACAUCCAGAGAACCACAUCCCUGGCUUCCAGCAAUUCUAAAAUAAGUUGUGGAACAAAGCUCAGGCCAAGCUGCACUAGUCACAGUAACUUCUGGCACAUACAGCUCUGUCCUCAUUGUGUUCCAUACUGGUAUAAAAUCAGGGUGGUCCGGCUGGUAGCCCAAAGCCGCAUCCUCUACUCGCCAUUUCAUCUGGCCCAUCCGCUCCCUCCAUAACCUGUAAAUGUUAUGUUAU